GAUGGGGCGCCGACCAUGACAGAUUGUUGUCGAGCGGUGUCUGUUUCUUUUCGUUUUUACCGCGGAAGAAUAACAAUGAUCUGAAAUUUCAUGAAUUUUUGAUAUUUUAUACGAAAGCGUAUGGCAGUUUAAGCCCUCCGUGAAGUAAAUUGUUGGUGUGAAUUGGGGUGAAAAAGGCCAGUUACUCUCAGCCAUCAUGUUCCAUCUAAGGUCUCCGGACUCUAUUUUUAAGCUCGUUUUAGGGAUAUCGAUUGGUGUUGUUGUGUUCAUCAUCAUACAAAUGUCUUAUCUGCCUUCAAAUGACCAAAGAGAGCUGGACUUCGAUGGCACACUGGAGCAGCGUCUGAUCCACCUGGAGAGUGACAUCUCACAGAACCGGCAUGUGGCCGGCCAGCUGCACAAGGCGGUAAAGGAGCUGAUGACGGCCGCGCCACCUCCAGACCAGCACCAGCAGGCCGACCAGCUGGAUGUGGCUGCCAACCAGCACCAGCAGGCCGCCCCGCAGCGGGCGGCUGCAGAAUGGCAGCAGGAGCGGCAGCAGCAGCGGCGACAGCCAGGCAGCAUGGCAGGAUUCUGCGAAUUUGGCCAGCAGUCACCUAAGACCACCGACGGUGCAGGUUUGUAG
Pollicipes pollicipes is the source of this 625-nucleotide messenger RNA. RefSeq lists its product as uncharacterized. The record is from RefSeq and is a predicted model, not a curated record. Bases 197 to 625 code for a protein of 142 amino acids. NCBI's taxonomy places the organism in Eukaryota, Metazoa, Arthropoda, Thecostraca, Pollicipedomorpha, Pollicipedidae. The transcript is spliced from 2 exons.